AUGUUAACUAUCAUGUUAUCUCUUUUCUCACCCUUUUCCCGCAUACACAUUUCCAACGAUGUUCUCCUCACCCCAGUUUUCCUUCAUGGCUUAUCCGCCUUCCUCCACCUACUAUUGCUCGUCGCGGUUUCACUGUCAUGGGUUUGGAACAAAUUAACAACACGAGUCAGCGAUGGGUCUAAGGAGAAACACGACAACACCCUCUUCAAAACGACCGUGUUUUGUUCUCUGGCUGCUUCUGUUUUCAGUUUUCUCCUCUGUUUGUUCAAUUACUUCUAUUGGUACUCUAGUGGCUGGUCAGAGGAAAAGCUCGUGACCCUUUUAGAUUUGGCGCUCAAAACAGUUGCGUGGGGCGUCAUUUGUGUUUGCUUACACAAGGGGUCCUUCAGUUCUGGCGAAAGAAGGUUUUCAUUCCUCUUCCAAGCUUGGUGCGUCUUCUACCUCAUUGCCUCUUGCUAUGGCUUCGUGGUUGACAUAGUUGUCAUAUCGGAGAGACGCGUUGCUUUGCCGACUCAGUACUUGGUUUCUGAUGUGGUUUCCACUUGUGUUGGUUUGAUAUUCUGUUACGUGGGGUAUUUUGUGAAAAACAAAGGCCAUGUUCGAGAAAAAGAAAAUAAUGGUAUUCAGGAACCUCUUUUGAAUGGCUCCACAAAUGAUGGGGAUGCCUUGAUAUCGGAAGAGACCAAGGGUGGGGACACUGUUACCCCGUUCGCAUAUGCUGGCAUUUUGAGCCUUCUUACAUUCUCUUGGGUGGGUCCUCUUAUCGCUGUUGGCAAUAAGAAGACGCUAGACCUUGAGGAUGUUCCACAACUAGAAAGCGCAGACAGUGUAGUUGGUGCUUUUCCAAGUUUCAGAGGUAAACUUGAGGCUGAUAGUGGCACAAUAAAUAGUGUCACCACACUUAAGUUGGUGAAGUCGUUACUGAUGUCAGCGUGGAAGGAGAUUCUUUUCACGGCUUUUCUUGCAUUGUUAAACACUUUGGCUUCUUAUGUUGGUCCUUACCUUAUUGACGGUUUUGUUCAGUACCUUGAUGGACAAAGGCUGUAUGAAAACCAGGGCUAUGUUUUGGUUUCUGCGUUUUUCUUUGCAAAGCUUGUAGAGUGUCUGACCCAAAGGCAUUGGUUCUUUAGGUUGCAGCAAGUUGGACUUCGAAUUCGUGCACUGCUUGUCACGAUGAUCUAUAACAAGGCUCUGACCCUAUCUUGUCAGUCAAAGCAGGGUCACACAUCUGGAGAAAUAAUUAAUUUCAUGACUGUUGACGCUGAAAGAGUUGGUGUGUUCAGUUGGUAUAUGCAUGAUUUGUGGAUGGUGGCUUUGCAAGUUACAUUGGCCUUAUUGAUUCUGUAUAAAAACCUUGGACUCGCUUCAAUUGCUGCUUUUGUUGCAACUAUUGUUGUUAUGCUGGCAAAUGUUCCCUUGGGUUCAUUGCAAGAGAAAUAUCAAAAGAAGUUGAUGGAGUCGAAAGAUACAAGAAUGAAGACCACAUCUGAGAUUUUAAGGAAUAUGAAGAUUCUCAAACUGCAAGGAUGGGAAAUGAAGUUUCUGUCAAAAAUAACUGAGCUCAGGAAAACUGAGCAAGCCUGGUUAAAAAAAUUUGUCUAUACUGCAGCCAUGACCACGUUUGUGUUUUGGGGUGCCCCCACAUUUGUAUCUGUGGUUACUUUUGGUACUUGUAUGCUUGUAGGGAUCCCCCUUGAAACAGGGAAGAUUCUGUCUGCACUUGCAACAUUCCGAAUUCUUCAGGAGCCGAUUUAUAGUCUUCCAGAUACAAUUUCAAUGAUAGCACAAACUAAAGUGUCUCUUGAUAGGAUUGCAUCAUUCCUUCGUCUGGAUGACUUACCCUCUGAUGUUGUAGAGAAGCUUCCCCGCGGUAGUUCUGAUACAGCAAUUGAAGUUGUUGAUGGAAACUUUUCCUGGGAAUUAUCUUCCCCUAACCCAACAUUGCAAAACAUAAAUCUUAAAGUUUUUCAUGGGAUGAGGGUUGCAGUUUGUGGUACUGUUGGAUCAGGCAAAUCUACUUUACUUUCUUGUGUAUUGGGAGAAGUACCUAAGAUAUCAGGCCUCCUUAAGCUUUGUGGAACGAAGGCCUAUGUUACUCAAUCUCCAUGGAUACAGAGUGGUAAGAUAGAGGAGAAUAUAUUGUUUGGAAAACAAAUGGAUAGGGAAAAGUAUGAGAAGGUACUUGAGGCCUGUUCCCUGAAGAAAGAUCUUGAGAUUCUGUCGUUUGGUGAUCAGACAAUUAUAGGAGAGCGUGGAAUAAAUUUGAGUGGUGGACAAAAACAAAGAAUACAGAUUGCACGUGCACUUUACCAAGAUGCUGAUAUAUAUCUAUUUGAUGAUCCUUUUAGUGCUGUGGAUGCUCACACAGGCUCUCACCUUUUUAAGGAAUGUUUGCUGGGCCUUUUAAGUUCAAAGACAGUAGUUUAUGUCACUCAUCAAGUAGAGUUCUUACCUGCUGCUGAUCUUAUAUUGGUCAUGAAAGAUGGGAAAAUUACUCAAAGUGGAAAGUAUGCUGAUCUGCUUGAGAGUGGAGCUGAUUUUAUGGAACUUGUUGGCGCACACAAAAAAGCUUUGUCGACACUGGAUUCAUUAGAUGGAUCAACAAUGUCUAAUGAAAUAAGCACCUUAGAACAUGAUGUAAAUGUCUCUGGCCCGCAAGGUUUUAAAGAGGAGGAGGCAAUUGAAGAUGAACAAAAUGGUAAAACAGACAACAAAAGUGAACGCAACGGCCAACUUGUUCAGGAAGAAGAAAGGGAGAAAGGUAGAGUUGGGUUUUCAGUGUAUUGGAAAUGUAUCACAACAGCAUAUGGAGGAGCUCUUGUACCAUUCAUAUUGUUGGCUCAGAUUCUUUUUCAAGCUCUUCAAAUCGGAAGUAAUUAUUGGAUGGCUUGGGCGACUCCUAUCUCAACUGAUGUGGAACCACCUGUUAAUGGAACAACUCUUAUUGUAGUUUAUGUUAGUUUGGCCAUUGGAAGUUCUUUAUGCAUCCUUGCCAGAGCAAUGCUUCUUGUCACAGCUGGUUACAAGACAGCUACUAUACUCUUCAAUAAAAUGCACUUUUGUAUUUUUCGUGCUCCAAUGUCAUUUUUCGAUUCCACUCCAAGUGGGCGAAUCCUAAAUAGAGCUUCAACAGAUCAAAGUGCUUUGGAUACAGACAUUCCUUAUCAAAUUGCAUCAUUUGCCUUCAUUAUGAUCCAACUUUUUGCAAUUAUAGCAGUGAUGUCUCAGGCUGCAUGGCAAGUUUUUGUUGUCUUCAUACCUGUGAUCAUAGUCAGCAUCUGGUAUCAGCAAUAUUAUAUUCCAUCAGCCCGAGAACUAUCUCGUUUAGUUGGAGUGUGCAAAGCCCCAAUCAUUCAACACUUCUCUGAAACAAUUUCUGGUGCUUCAACCAUUAGAAGCUUUGAUCAGCAAUCAAGAUUUCAGGAAACAAAUAUGAAACUGACUGAUGGGUAUUCUCGGCCAAAGUUCAAUAUUGCUGGUGCCAUGGAAUGGUUGUGCUUCCGCUUAGAUAUGUUGUCUUCUAUCACAUUUGCCUUUUCCUUAAUAUUCUUAAUAUCUAUUCCACCGGGUUUCAUAGAUCCAGGCCUUGCUGGUUUAGCGGUUACAUAUGGACUAAAUUUGAACAUGAUACAAGCUUGGAUGAUAUGGAAUCUCUGCAAUAUGGAGAACAAAAUUAUAUCAGUAGAAAGAAUACUUCAGUAUACUUGUAUUCCCAGUGAACCUCCUCUUGUUGUAGAUGAAAAUCGGCCAGAUCCUUCUUGGCCCUCUAUUGGGGAGGUUGAUAUACAAGAUUUGCAGGUUCGUUAUGCUCCACAUCUUCCACUUGUGUUGUGUGGUCUUACCUGCAAAUUUCAUGGAGGACUGAAAACUGGCAUUGUUGGGAGAACAGGAAGUGGUAAAUCCACUCUCAUACAAACGCUUUUCCGAAUUAUUGAGCCUGCUGUUGGGAAAGUUAUGAUUGACAACAUCAACAUCUCUUCAAUUGGACUUCAUGAUUUGAGGUCUAGACUUAGCAUUAUUCCUCAGGAUCCAACAAUGUUUGAAGGCACAAUAAGAAAUAAUCUGGACCCCCUUGAAGAAUACACUGACGAACAAAUUUGGGAGGCCUUGGAUAAGUGUCAACUUGGAGACGAAGUUAGAAAGAAAGAAGGAAAGCUUGACUCCAAAGUUAGUGAGAAUGGUGAGAAUUGGAGUAUGGGUCAGAGACAGUUGGUCUGCCUUGGCAGGGUGCUGCUUAAGAAAAGCAAGGUAUUGGUUCUUGACGAAGCCACUGCAUCAGUGGAUACAGCUACGGAUAAUUUGAUUCAGCAAACUCUUAGGCAACAUUUCACUGACUCUACAGUUAUUACAAUUGCACAUCGAAUAACUUCUGUUCUUGACAGUGAUAUGGUUCUGCUUCUUAGUCAAGGACUUAUUGAGGAGUAUGACUCCCCAAAAAGGUUGCUAGAGAACAAGUCAUCAUCUUUUGCUCAACUUGUUGCUGAGUAUACCGUGAGGUCCAACUCCAGUUUUGGGAUAUCUGAUGGUCACUAA
Messenger RNA from Sphenostylis stenocarpa, 4533 nucleotides. NCBI's taxonomy places the organism in Eukaryota, Viridiplantae, Streptophyta, Magnoliopsida, Fabales, Fabaceae. The record is from the annotation of a GenBank genome assembly.